UCCGGUUCUGCUGCGCCCGGCUGACAGGAAGCUGCAGCGGAGCGGAGCGGCACCUGAACGGGAGCGGAGCGGAGCGGGGCGACACGAUGAGCGGGGAACAUUACCUGGAGCUGUGCGAGAACCCGGUGCAGUUCGAAAACGCGUCCAGCGUCAACAACGUCUUCUUCGACGAGGCGAACAAACAGGUGUUCGCGGUGCGUUCAGGUGGAGCCACAGGUGUGGUGGUCAAAGGCCCAGAUGACAAGAGCAGUGUUGCCUUCAGGAUGGACGAUAAGGGGGAAGUGAAGUGCAUCAAGUUCUCCAUCGGGAACAAGAUCUUGGCCGUGCAGAGAACCUCCAAGUCCGUGGAUUUCAUCAACUUCAUCCCGGACUACCCGCACACAGAGUUCACCCAGGAGUGUAAGACGAAGAACGCCAGCGUGUUGGGUUUCUGUUGGACCAGCUGGAACGAGAUCGUCUUCAUCACCGACCAGGGGAUCGAGUUCUACCAGGUGUUUCCAGACAAGCGCAGCGCGAAGCUGUUGAAGAGCCAGAGCAUCAAUGUGAACUGGUACCAGUACUGUCCAGAGACGUCGGUCAUCCUGCUGUCCACCACCGUGCAGGGAAACGUCCUGCAGCCCUUCGCAUUCAGGAACGGGACCAUGUCCAAGAUGUCCAAGUUUGAGAUCGAACUGCCCGUCGUCCCCAAGCCCGCCAAACUCAGCCUGUCGGAGAGGGACAUCGCCAUGGCAACCAUCUACGGUCAACUGUACGUGAUGUAUCUGAAGCAUCACUCGAGAACAGCAAACAGUCCGAGUGCAGAGGUGGUUCUGUAUCACUUACCCAGGGAGGGUGCGUGUAAAAAGGGCCAUGUGUUGAAGCUGAACACCACAGGGAAGUUUGCUCUGAACAUCGUGGACAACCUGGUGGUGGUUCAUCACCAGAGCUCUCAGACGUCUCUGAUCUUCGACAUCAAGCUGAAGGAGCCUGAAUGUGCGGUGAACACACACCAGCCCGUCCUGCCCGGCCGCUCCAUCCACCCAUACAGGAUCCCGCUGUCAGGUCCGGCCGUCGUCGCCUCUCAGCCUCCGGUUCCCUGCCAGCUCUACUCUUCCUCCUGGAGCGUCUUCCAACCCGACAUCAUCAUCAGUGCCAGUGAAGGUUUCCUGUGGUACCUGCAGGUGAAGCUGCCGCCAACUGUGAACCUGCUGCAGGACAAAGGCAAACUGAUGGACUUUCUGUUACGACGGAGAGACUGCAAGAUGGUGAUCCUGUCCGUCUGCUCGCAGAUCCUGGAGGACGGAGCCAAGGGGAGUCUUCCUGUCGUGGCGACGGUGUUUGACAAACUCAACCAGGUCUACAAAGAAUAUCUGGAGGCGGAGCAGAGCUACACCACGGCGAUGGAGUCAGGCCCAAGUCGAGGCAGCGCGGCUCAGAAACGUCCCGUCAGGACUCAGGCGGUCAUCGACCAGUCAGACAUGUACACACACGUCCUGUCAUCUUUCACAGAGAGGAAGGGCGUGUCCCAUAAGUUCAUCAUCGCGGUGCUGAUGGAGUACAUCCGCUCUCUGAACCAGUUCCAGAUAACCGUACAGCAUUACCUGUACGAGCUGGUGAUCAAGACGCUGGUGCAGCACAGCCUCUUCUACAUGUUGCACCAGUUCCUUCAGUAUCACGUCCUCAGUGACUCCAAACCUCUGGCCUGUUUGCUUCUGUCUCUGGAGAGUACGUAUCCUCCUGCUCACCAGCUGUCACUGGACAUGUUGAAGCGUCUGUCGACGGCCAACGACGAGAUCGUGGAGGUUCUGUUGUCCAAGCAGCAGGUUCUGGGCGCGCUGAGGUUCAUCCGCAGCGUCGGCGGACACGACAACGUGUCGGCGAGGAAGUUCCUGGACGCGGCGCGACAGACCGCAGACCAGAUGUUGUUCUACACCGUGUUCAGGUCGUUCCAACAAAGAAACCACCGGCUGAGAGGAAGCCCCGCCUUCAACCCUGGCGAGCACUGUGAGGAGCACGUGGAUCACUUCAGGCAGUUGUUCGGGGACCAGUCGCUGAUGAAACCGUCCACAGUGUGAAGGACCGACACCAGAACCACCAUCGGUGACUCAGCAGGUUGUUUCCAUGACGAUGAUUUUUGGGGCCAAAUGUUAAAACGUCGUACAGGAUUUGAUUUCCUCUCCUGUACGUCGAUGUCAUGAAUGUGAUCUCAUAUUUAUAUUAUGAAGUUGUUUUUUUCUUCACUCAACUGGAACGAUAACUGUUCAAUGUUCGACAACACAAUCAAAAUAAAUAUUAACUCUGAAUUAUGAGACACUGAAACUGACGAUGAGAAAACGGGAAGAUUUUAAAACCAAGUGAUCAUUUAAUGACUUAUCCUCAUAAGUGUUGUUAAUAUUUUGAGGGGAAAGUCUCUGCUGUCAUUCACCCACAUCUUGGAUUUUUUUGUUUAAGUUCAAGCAAUAUCCUCAAAUCACAGAUGAGUCAUAUCUGAUAAAGACCGACGACGUCAAAAGUAAAAACUCAAAGGUUUUGUUGAAAAGUUUGGAAGAAGAUUCGAUCGCUGACUUUUUUCCUUUUCAUGUCGGCAGACGUGCAUGUGUAAAUAUUAGAAUCAUAAACUGAUUAAUAACAAGGUCACAUGGAUUGUACAUAGUCAGAAUGUGAGUAUCAUUGUGUGUGUGACCAGAGGCUGCACCUGUACAGUUUGAACAGUUUGUGUGAAGACUGUAAAUAUGAAAUUAAUGAUUUUGACCAAAAUCCUAAUCAUGUUGUCGGAUAAAGAAUAAUAAUUUUACUAACAGUCACAUCUUCUCUACAUCAGAUGACAACAUUUACAUUGUUCAGUGUAAAAACUGACUGUUUAUAAAUCAUAAUAAAAGAACAAACUACAGGAAAGUGACUUUUCAUGUUCGUGUGUUAAACUGAAAGUUGUGAAACAUCAACGAAGAUGUGGAAACUAAAUAUUCACAUUCAAGGCCCUGGAGGAAAUUUACAUGAAAACAUAUUUGGAGGAUUAAUCGAUUAUCAAAAUUAAUGUGAUACAUAUUUGACAAAUGGAUUCGUUGACUUUGAAUAUGUUGACAACUGAUUAAUCAUUUACAUUUUCAUAAUUUUAUUAUUUGCAGAUUCCAGCCUGCUGCUGCGUCUUCAUCCUUCUUCAUUGUAAACUUAAUAUUUUCAUAUUAAUUUUCACAUAAUCAUUAUUUUUUUGUUGUUUAUUGAGGGGUGGACAAUUAAAAGAAAGAUUACUUUUAUUAUCGAUUAGCUGAUAAUAAAUAUAACGGAAUAAUCUGUCUUUCAGCAGUUUACAGUCGGAUCAGAUUUGUCUUCAGACAAACAAAUGAUUCAACAGAGAAUAAAGUUUUCAAUUCUUUCAUAUUCA
Molecule: messenger RNA, 3361 nt
Organism: Scophthalmus maximus (turbot)
Lineage: Eukaryota; Metazoa; Chordata; Actinopteri; Pleuronectiformes; Scophthalmidae
Gene: rmc1
Product: regulator of MON1-CCZ1
Exons: 21
Coding region: 87-2054 (655 amino acids)
Biological process (GO): regulation of autophagy
Cellular component (GO): Mon1-Ccz1 complex; late endosome membrane; lysosomal membrane
Source: RefSeq, a predicted model, not a curated record